CGCAGUGUCGGCCUUCAGGUAGCAAUUCAUUGCGCGCACCAUGAUGUCGCUGCCUCGAGCGCCGGCGACAACGACGGCCGUCGCGCCCCCCCAACUCACUACGUCGUCGUCGCAAUCCAUGGCAGAAUACUAUCAACAGAGCGCUCAGAAUGCCCCUGUCGACAUCGCGUCUGUUGACGGCGAAGACGACGACGACGACAGCUGCCAUCAUCGCGCUGCAACUGCGUCCAUGCUGCUGCGACUGUGUGUGUACGGGUUCUUCAUCGAACUCAAGCCGUCCGAGGCGUAUUUGAAUGCAUUCUUGACGACGGAGAAAGGAUUCUCAAACCAAGUCACGAACGACGACAUUUACCCGUGGUUCACGUAUGGCCAGCUGGUCAUGCUCGUCGUCAUGCCGCUCUUUGUCGAGCGCUUUCAAUACCGCACAGUGCUGCUGAUCGAGUCGGUCGGGUUUCUCUUUACGCGCGUGCUGCUUUUGUGGGCCACGUCGCUGUUUUGGAUGCAGGCCAUGCAAAUUACCUACGCCAUUGGCACGGCCAGUAAGGUCGUGUACCUGUGCAUGAUCUACCGCGAAGUGAACCAAGACGAGUAUCAUCGCGCGACGGCGGUCGUGUGGGCGGCGUCGCUCGGCGGCCAGUUCGCUGCGGGUGUCCUUGGUCAAGUGCUCGUGUCGUCCCACGCGAGUUUGUGGCUACUCAAUUACAUCUCGCUCGCGAACGUGUGCAUUGCGUUCGUUGUGGCGUUCAACGUGCCCGAGCACGCCGACCAGCUCCUCGCUCAUUCGACGACGAGCUCCGCCGCGACCGCCAUGUUCUCGACUGACGUUGUGACCAACUUGGCCGACGAUAUCCAAAUGCGUCGACAAAAGCGCGCGCGCAACACAGUUCAAGCGCGGACGUGGCAGUGGGCCAACUUCCUCGCCGUGACUUGGGUCAUGUUCAAAUGCUGCGAAAGCCUCGCCAGCAACUACAUUCAGAACCGAUGGACGAGCUUUCACGACCUGAAUACUAUGAACGGACUCGUCACGGCACUGUACACCGCCUGCGGCGCCAUCGCGUCAUGGGUGCUCGCGUGCUGUAGCCGCGCCUCGAGCCCCCAGGGCCUUCAGUGGUUUCUCGUUGGAGGAGGAGUUAUCCUAAUGCUGCUCUCGUACAGUCAAUCGGUCGCGCCAACUCUGCAGUCGUCGUACGUGAGCUACGUAUUGUACGGCUGUGCGUACUACGCUGUCAUGACGACGGUGAGCGCGGAAUUGGCCAAGCAAUGCACGACGAACGAAUACGCCAAGCAUUUCGCCAUGGUGUCAUUGGGGGCGGCCGUCUUGGAAACAGUUGUGACGUUCUUACUGCAGGAUACGAGCGCCCGCACGGCGACGUGGUUCGACGGCAUCACGAUUUUGCAUGUCGCGCUCUUAGGGUUCUACUUAUUUGUGUUUUGCCGCGUGCGCCACGACGGCUCUCAAGUGCCCCCUUCCACUGUAUAACUGGCAAACCACGCAGCCAUGUAUCUUCGUUGGGGAGGUCCUGAGUUGGCAUGGUUGCAAUCAGGGAAAGAGGGCAGAAGACCAAGUGAUUUGGAGGCUUAUGGAGGUGACUCUUGCACAAUAUGUAAAGGAGAAAGGACUUGGCGCCAUAUUCGAGCAGACUACGCCGACUACAAGGCACCCAGGACUCGGCGCUUUCCCUAAAGUUCUCCAAGGCGGCGGUGGAGAGAUGACCUCGUGAUCGAACUUGGCAAUCUUCUGCUUCAUCCAAUCAAAGCGUCCG
Messenger RNA from Aphanomyces invadans, 1763 nucleotides. RefSeq lists its product as hypothetical. Gene Ontology annotation, biological process: transmembrane transport; vitamin transport. The transcript has 7 exons. NCBI's taxonomy places the organism in Eukaryota, Oomycota, Saprolegniomycetes, Saprolegniales, Verrucalvaceae. Gene Ontology annotation, cellular component: plasma membrane. Gene Ontology annotation, molecular function: vitamin transmembrane transporter activity. Bases 41 to 1480 code for a protein of 479 amino acids. The record is from RefSeq and is a predicted model, not a curated record.